Messenger RNA from Trichoderma atroviride IMI 206040, 2037 nucleotides. RefSeq lists its product as uncharacterized. Gene Ontology annotation, cellular component: catalytic step 2 spliceosome; intracellular anatomical structure. The record is from RefSeq and is a predicted model, not a curated record. Gene Ontology annotation, molecular function: helicase activity; RNA binding. Lineage: Eukaryota; Fungi; Ascomycota; Sordariomycetes; Hypocreales; Hypocreaceae.
AUGACGGACCUCGAUCUCGACUCGUCAUUCAUCCCCGCAUUGCACAAGCCACCAUCCUUGCUUCCCAUAGCAAAAUACCGCGAGAGCUUGCUCUAUGUCGUUGAGACAUUCCCGGUGAUCAUCGUCAUAGGCCAGACCGGCUCUGGCAAAAGCACACAGAUUCCCCAGUUCCUUGAACGCGCUGGAUGGUGCUCAGAUGGAAAGGUCAUUGGAAUAACGCAGCCACGCCGAGUGGCCGCCACAACGGUUGCUCUACGGGUAGCUGAGGAGGUGGGAUGUGAAGUCGGCCAAGAGGUUGGAUACUCGAUCCGCUUUGAAGAUGUCACCUCGUCCUCCACCCGGAUAAAGUUUCUGACCGAUGCUCUACUUAUCCGGGAAGCACUGACAGAUCCUCUGCUGAGCCGAUAUUCCGUCAUCAUGGUAGACGAGGCUCACGAGCGAUCCAUCAGCACCGAUAUCUUGCUUGGCCUGCUGAAGAAGAUUCGAAGAAAGCGCCCCGAGCUCCGUAUUAUCAUCAGCAGCGCAACGCUUCAGGCUGAAGAAUGUCUUAAAUUCUUCACAGCGGGCUCGGAACAAGAAGUGAAGAAGCAAGAAGAUGGACAGACGCCACAGGAGAUUGCUACCAUUGUUAGCCUCGAGGGACGGACAUAUCCCAUCGAUACGCUAUAUCUCGAGGCUCCAGCAGAAGACUAUGUUGAAAAAGCCGUCAAUACCGUCUUUGACAUUCACACGCAAGAGGGCGAGGGAGAUAUCUUGGUCUUUCUGACAGGCCGCGAAGAGAUUGACAAUGCUAUUCAAGCUGUAGCCGAGAGAGCCACGCAGCUGGAUAGUCAGCAUGGUCCAUUACAGCCAUUGCCGCUAUAUGCCGGACUCUCGACAGAGCAGCAAAUGUUUGUGUUCGAUAAGACGCCUGAAGGAACACGGAAGGUGGUCUUUUCAACAAACAUCGCCGAAGCUUCAGUCACGAUUGACGGCAUAGUCCAUGUCAUUGACUGCGGCUUCGUCAAGUUGCGGGCUUAUAAUCCCAAGACAGGUAUAGAGACAUUGACAACCACACCCAUCUCUAAAGCAUCUGCUUCUCAACGCGCUGGUCGUGCUGGCCGUACCAAAGCUGGAAAAUGCUAUCGGCUCUAUACUGAAGACGUCUACCAAGCAUUACCGGAAACGAACCCUCCAGAGAUACAAAGGUCGAACCUCGCAUCAACCAUUCUUCAGUUGAAAGCUCUGGGUAUCGAUAACGUGGUUAGGUUUGAUUUCCUCUCCGCACCACCGUCAGAACUCAUGUCGAAGGCGCUCGAAUUACUAUACUCGUUGGGAGCUUUGGAUGAGUAUGCAAAGCUAACACAUCCGCUUGGAUCUCGCAUGGCAGAACUGGCAGUCGAACCGAUGAUGGCAAAGACGUUGCUAUCAGCACCGCAGUUCAACUGUCUAAGCGAAAUGCUGACCAUUGCUGCCAUGACAAGCCUGGGAGGAAACAUAUGGUUCUACCACGACGGCGAGCGACACAAGAUGGAGGCUUCACGGCGUAAGUUUGCUGUAGAAGAAGGCGAUCAUCUGACAUUGCUCAACGUCUAUCAAACCUUUAUCACAAAGGGAAAGAAGGAGGCCAAGUUUUGCCAUGAACACAACCUCAAUUACAAGUCCUUGACUCGGGCAGUCAGUAUCCGAGCUCAACUCAAGCGCUAUCUUGAGCGCUUCAACAUCAACGUUGACGAGGCACUAUCAUCCAAACGAGACUCUUCGAAUGUGGAUAACAGCAGCAAGGCAGAGCAAAUCAGACGUUGCCUCACCUCUGGCUACUUUGCACAUACAGCACGCAUGCAGCCGGAUGGGACUUAUCGAAACGUCGAGGGCGGCACCAUCCUACAUGCACAUCCCAAUUCGCUCAUGUUCAAUCGCAAAGCUGACUGGGUCAUUUUCUAUGAAAUCAUGGAAACGGGAGAUAAGACAUAUAUCCGCGACAUUACAAAAAUUGAGAAGAACUGGCUGGUUGAAUAUGCUUCCGAGUUUUAUAAGCUUUCGAAUUCUCGAGGCUAG